CGCCCCGGCGGGCCGGGACCGUCCCUCGGGCUCCCGCGCGGCGGGCGGCCGCCAUCCCUGCCUUUCCCAACCUUUCUCUGGACGGAGCAGGAGGAAGAGGAUCCCCAGACCUCCGGGCCAGACGCAGCCCCGAGACGCGGGUUCUCGGAUUCGCCGGCUCGGACCACACAGGUCCGAGCUGACACAUUUGGGGGCUCGUCCGGGUUGGGAGCAAGACCCCUGACUCAAUUCUGAACACCUAAAAACUCUCCCACAAAAGAAAAAAAAAAAACCGACAUCUUUGCUGGCCAUGGGGCAAGCCGAAUCUAAAUUCAGCACACCCCUUAGCCUUGUGCUUGAUCACUUCAAGGAAUUCAAGCGGCGGUCUGAGGGGUAUGGGGAAAGAGUUCAUAAAGCCAGAUUAACAACUUUUGUUACACAGGAAUGGCCAUUAGGGACCCAGGGGGUCUGGCCCCCCUCCGGGUCUUUCAACAUGGAGACAGCACAAGCUGCUCGACAGUAUGUUUUUGGGUCCCCUGCUCACCCGGACCAAAUUGUCUAUAUUCAGAUCUGGAUAGACAUAAUUUGUGAUGCCCCUUCCUGGAUUAAGCCCUCUCAAGACAGAGUCUUUGCGGCCCUCAAACCAAAAGUGAAACCCAAGAAGCUGCCUUCUGAUCCUACCACACCUCCGGUCCUGCCCUCUGAAGAAGACCCCCUUGACCCACUGGAGGCACUCUCGCUGCCUCCCCCGCACCCCGCCUCUGACCCUCAACCUGACUCCUCUGCUCCAUCCCUGCCAUGUCCCGGUCACACCUGCCGACACCCGCAGCCCGAGGCGUCUUCAGAGCAAAGCUCUGAGGCAGCUCCGCUUUGUCCAUUACGGGAGGUCCCUAGGCUGGGUGGGAGCUCAAUGUUUGUGUACACCCCUUUCUCAUUUUCAGACCUUUAUUAUUGGAAAUCCCUAAUUCCUCCGUUUUCUAAGGACCCUGAAACUUUGAUUAACCUUUUAGAAUCUCUAUUCUACACCCAUCGCCCCACUUGGGGCGACUGCCAGCAGAUCCUGCUCAUCUUCUUCACGGCCGAAGAGAGACUGCAUAUUCGUACUCUUGGGCAAAAUGCAGUCCGAGAACUAGACGGAUCUGCAUCCACUGAUCAGCAGAGAAUUGAACGCCUGUUCCCUUCCUCCCAACCUAAUUGGGAUCCCAAUACAGACGAAGGUAAGAAGGCUCUCUAUGAUUAUCGCCUGAGGCUUCUAGAUGCGCUCCAUGCUGCCGCCACCAAUUUAUCUCGAGUGACUGAGGUAAGACAAUUAGCUGAUGAAUCUCCUGCUAUGUUUUUGGAGCGCCUUUUAGAAGCAUAUAGAUUACAUACACCAAUUAAUCCGAUGGCACCUGAAAAUGCACGAGCAAUUAAUAUUGCUUUUGUGUCACAGUCAGCCCCCGAUGUUAGGGAAAAGUUACAAAAGCUUGAGGGAUUUGAAGGGAUGCCCCUCAGCCAGUUGAAAGAGAUAGCACAAAAGGUCUUUAAAAACCGAGAGAGCUUGCAGGAAGCCACAAAUAAAAAAAUGACCAAGGUGUUAGAAUUGCUCUGUGAAAAAGAAACUAAGAGAUCGGCCAAUGCUAACAAGAGGAAGGCCCAAGGUCGUCGACCUCCUCUAGAUAAAGAACAAUGUGCAUACUGCAAAGAGAUGGGACAUUGGCGUAAGGAUUGCCCAACGUUAAAGGCUAAGUUAGAGAAAAAAGCAAAGGCCCUGUUGUCUCAACAAUAAGGAGAUCAGAGCUCAUCGCCACCCCCCGAGCCACGGAUAACUCUUCAAGUCGGGGGGCAACCAGUGGACUUCCUGGUCGAUACGGGAGCCACCUAUUCUGUGCUGACCCGACCCUUAGGAAAGCUAACCAAGGACUCGGUUAAUGUAAUAGGAGCCAUGGAGGGAUGGAAAUCGUACCCAAAAGUGACAGCUAGUUUGGCUCAACCUGGACAGAGGCCCCAGUCCUGGGACUCCCUGAUCUGUGAAAAAGAAACUAAGAGAUCGGCCAAUGCUAACAAGAGGAAGGCCCAAGGUCGUCGACCUCCUCUAGAUAAAGAACAAUGUGCAUACUGCAAAGAGAUGGGACAUUGGCGUAAGGAUUGCCCAACGUUAAAGGCUAAGUUAGAGAAAAAAGCAAAGGCCCUGUUGUCUCAACAAUAAGGAGAUCAGAGCUCAUCGCCACCCCCCGAGCCACGGAUAACUCUUCAAGUCGGGGGGCAACCAGUGGACUUCCUGGUCGAUACGGGAGCCACCUAUUCUGUGCUGACCCGACCCUUAGGAAAGCUAACCAAGGACUCGGUUAAUGUAAUAGGAGCCAUGGAGGGAUGGAAAUCGUACCCAAAAGUGACAGCUAGUUUGGCUCAACCUGGACAGAGGCCCCAGUCCUGGGACUCCCUGAUGUUACCAAGCCAUUCAUUUCGUUCAUAGAUGAACUCAGGGGCAUUGCCAAAGGAGUCCUAACCCAGGACAUUGGCCCUUGGAAGAGGCCUAUAGCCUACCUCUCCGAAAGGCUUGAUCCAGUGGCAAGUGGAUGGCCCCCUUGUCUAAGAAUCCUAGCUGCUGUGGCAAUGUUACUUAAAGAGGCUAAAAAACUCACUUUUGGAUGGAAGAUUUCUGUAGUGACCUCCCACAGUUUAGAGACUCUUAUCAAAACCCCUCCCGAAAAAUGACUCUCGAACACUAGAAUUUUACACUGUCAGGCCCUGCUUCUAGACCCAGAGUCGGUAGUUUUCAAGACUUCUUCAGCUUUAAAUCCAGCCACUGUUAUGCAUGACGACGACCUGGAGGAACAAAGGACACCUCUCCAUGAGUGUGCUGACAUCCUCGAACUGCAGCAGAACCUACGGGCUGAUCUAACCGACCAGCCUUUGGGAAAUGCCAACAACUAUUUCACUGAUGGAAGCAGCUUCAUCCAGAAUGGCAGACGAGUGGCCGGGGCAACAGUGACCACCGAAAAGGAGAUACUCUGGGUUAAGCAGUUAGAGCCUGGCACCUCUGCCCAAAAGGCGGAGCUCAUUGCUUUGACUGAGGCCCUAAAACUAGCCAUGGGAAAGAGGGUAAACUUCUAUACUGACAGUAGAUAUGCUUUUGCUACUGUACAUGUACAUGGAACCAUGUAUCAGGAGCGAGGCCUCUUAACCUCAGCCAGGACUAAGAUUAAAAAUGCUCCACAGAUUCUAGACUUGCUGGCAGCUGUCUGGCUACCUCAACGGGUUGCUAUUAUACAUUGCAAGGCUCACCAGACAGGAGAUGACCCUGUCACCUUAGGAAACAAUUUGGCAGAUCAAGCCGCUUGAAAAAUAGCAACCACAUCAGAGGGGCCAACCAAGGAAGUACUUGCUCUGAUGCUAGUCUCUCUGACCUUGUCAGAACCAGUCUACACAAAGAAAGACCUACAGUUAGCAUCUCAACUUGGAGCGAAGUCCCCCAUGCCAGGGGGCUGGUACCAGUUACCUGAUAAACGAGUACUGUUAUUGGAGGCACUAGGGUGGGAGCUGUUACACCAGGCUCACCAAACUACCCAUUCAAGGGGAACUAAACUUGCCAAAUUGUUCAGAACUUGGUUUUUUAUUCUAAAACUCUGCAAACUGACCACCUCUUUGAGCUCCAGAUGCCCACAGUGCUUGUUAGUCAACUCAGCCAAGAGCUCUACGCUGGAGCCCACCCAACAUCAAGGAAUUGUUCCAGGAGAACAUUGCGAAGUAGACUUCACAGACAUGGUAUAGCCUGGUUUACAGGGGCACUGCUAUCUGUUGGUAUUAGUAGAUACCUUCACUGUCUGGGUAGAGGCUUUCCCUGCUAAGUCCGAGUCAGCCUUAGUGGUAGUUAAAAAGCUAUUGCAUGGGGGCUGGGGAUUUAGCUCAGCGGCCUAAACGUCUGCCUUGCAAGCAGGCAGUCGUGAGUUCGAUCCCAGGUACCGAUAAAAAGGAAAAAGACAAAAAAUUUUUUAAAAAGCUAUUACAUGAGAUCAUACCUCAAUUUGGCCUCCCACUAUCAAUGGGGUCCGAUAAUGGCCUGGCUUUCAUAGCCUAAGUCACCCAAAAGUUAGCCCAGGCAUUAAAGAUUAAUUGGAAACUCCACUGUGCCUAUCAUCCACAAAGCUCAGGGCAAGUAGAACAUAUGAACCGAAUUCUCAAGGACACUUUAGCUAAGCUGUCUUUAGAAACUGGCGAUAAUUGGGUGAGCCUUCUUCCCUUUGCGCUGUUAAGAACUAGAUGUACCCCAUAUGUUUCUGGAAUUUCCCCCUUUGGGCUAUGUUUGGAAGGCCCCCUCCACUGGUCCCGAAACUGUCAGAGGACAAAUUAGUUGAAAUAACUAACCAAGAUCUCAUUAAGUCCCUGCAGAUACUCCAACCUGUUGGCCUCAAUCCACCAGGUGUUUAGACAAAAACACCUGGACCCGCCUUCAGAGACGCCAUUCCAAACACUCAUCGAGCCAGGAACUUCUGUCCUGGUGCGGCAUCACCAUUGAGACUCCCUCGAACCCCGUUGGGAAGGACCCUUUACCAUGGUGCUCAGUGCCCCCCACUGCCGUCAAGGUAGCAGGAAAAACUGCGUGGAUUCACCACACUCACAUAAAGCCACAGCACACAACGAGGGACAUACUCAGGGAACUAUACAACAGACUGGUAACCCCUUGAAGUUAAAAUUGACUAAACAUAGUUAGAUUAUGCCAGGCAUGAACUGCUUUAGCUUGCUUGCUUUUGCUCCUUGUAUCCUACUGCUGGGGAUUUUAAUAACAUUGACGCCAACCUUUCAAGGCAGCUUUGGUCCCUCUGUAAGCAAAGAACAAUUGUCGAGAUCUUUGUAUGGGAGCCCCUGUGAUUUACGGAGGAGGCUAUACUAAAGGUAAAGACACCAGCUGGGGGGAAUUAUACAUACAAUAGAAAGAAAAAGGAUCAUGGUCCUUCCCACAUAAAUGAUAACUUAUAUGAUACAGUCUUCGGACAGAUUGUGGGGACAAGUUAGCAUUCCUUGUUGCUAUACCCUCAGUUACAGGGGGUUUGACUCAAAUGUGGACGUGUAAGUUAAAGCCUGCGUGAUACCAAACAAAGGCAGCCAGCCAGGGCUAUGCCCUCAGAAUUGUUAUUUAAAAAAAUAAUAAUAAUGUUUCCCCAGAUACAUUACCACCCCUUGAUGCUGCCUAAAUCGCGGGGAGUUGAUCUGGAUGCUCAAACUUAUGAUAUUCUAAAAGUCACUCAUAAAGCCUUAAAUGCUUCCAACCCAAUUUUGGCUGACACAUGGCACAGGGCUCCCCCAUUCCCCUUGCGAUCUCCACCAAUGUUUCUCUGACCACGCUGGAGGAACAAGAUUACUUAAAUUGGGGCUGGGGAUUUAGCUCAGUGGCAUAAGUGCCUGCCUUGCAAGCAGGCAGUUGUGAGUUCGAUCCCUAGUACCGAUAAAAAGGAAAAAGACAAAAAAAAAAAGAUUACUUAAAUUGUAUUGCUGGUCCCCCCCUUUUAAAGUACAACUGUACAAAAUUGUACAAGUACAACUUUUAAAGUACAAAGGACUCUCCCUAUCUCCAAGGAGGCUUUCAUAAUCAUCCCUCCGACAUUGACGUGGGGUUUGUUGCGAUUACUAAUUGUAGUUCCAUAGUUAACCAGCCUACCUCCCUUUAUCCCGCCGAGGACAAGUAUUUGUGGAGGAAAUAUGGCCUAUACUUUCCUCCCAACUAACUGGACAGGGAUAUGUGUAACAGCUGUCCUGUUGCCUGAUACAGAAAUCCUACCCGGGGAUGAGCCUGUCCCCAUUCUUAGUUUAGAUUACAUUGCAGGCUGCUCAAAGAGGGCAGUUCAAUUUAUUCCUUUAUUGGUAGGCCUAAAAAUAGCAGGAGCCUUAGGUAUGGGGGCAGCAGGAGUAGGGGUUUCUGUCCAACUUUCCAACCAGAUCGUUAGUGAUGUGCAGGCACUAUGUAGUACCAUUCAGGUUCAAGACCAAAUAGACUCAUUUGACUAAAGUAGUUCUCCAAAACAAAAGAGGACUAGACCUCCUAAUGGCAGAACAAUGAGGGAUCUGUGCGGUAUGGCAGGAGCGAUGCUGUUUUUAGAAUGGAAUCCUGCCCUAUCUCCUGCCCUUGCUUGAACCUGUUAGAAGUACUGCUUUUGGUCACAGUAGGUCCUUAUAUACUCAAUAGAAUAACUGCAUAUGGCAGACAACAAAUGCAAGGCAUAAAGUUCGUUCCCCCAACUGGCCAAGGAUUUGGCCUCACUCACAACAUUGGAAUGUUGUAACCUAGUUUUAACCAAUGCGCCCCCUUCCUGUUCUGUAUGCACCAUUUCAAUAGAGAUUAAAAUUCCAUCUCCAGUAAAGACUUAAGUUUCAGCUCCUUGUAAAUCCCCCUCCUCUCCCCAUUCUUAGAUUAAGUCUCCAUUUCCCAUGAAAGCUUUAAGUUUCAGUUUCUUGUAAUCCCCCACCCCCUUCUGCCUAUCUGCAAUACAAUGUGCUGUCCUUAAGAAACGUUUAACUACAAGGAAGUUAUCAAACUGGGUCAAAGUUCACAACAUUCCUGUGGUUUUUGGCUUUAAAACCCAACCUUUUUAGCUAUAAGGCACACAGUCUCCAUAUUGGCUCCCAGAGACUCUUUGCCAGGCCUGGCCUAAAAUAAAGCCUUUGCUCCCCAAAUUUUAAUUUCUUGCUUCCUUGGAUUUUAUUCCGGGGUCCAACCUAUCACAGGACCCUAUCUCAAAAACUGGACACACACACUCACAAUUUAUCCAGCAUCUUCCUAAGACACCAAGUUGUGGAUUGGGCUGACACACUUAGAAAUAAUGACCAUUUUUAAAACUUCCAGUUAUUUUUGUUGAGUUUUUUGAAGGUGAUUUUUUAAAUACGUAAAACUUGGGGCUGGGGAUUUAGCUCAGCGGCAUAAGCACCUGCCUUGCAAACAGGCGGUCAUGAGUUCGAUCCCUGGUACUGAUAAAAAGAGAAAAAAAAAAAAAAAAAACCUGUGGUAAUUUAUGCAUGAUUUUGACUCUUGCAUUUUCCUUGAAUUUAAUAAGCAUAUACAAUGCUGUAAUUAUGUUUUUGGACAACUAUUUUUUUAACUAAAAAGUAAAAAGCCUCAUGGUUAAAAAAAUACUGCUGAAUUUUGAGGAUGCUUUGUAGCUGACAAAAAAGACAAAUACCAGCUAGGAUGGGGGCAUAUGCUUGAAAUCUCAACACUUUGGGAAGCUGAGACAGGAGGGUUACAAAGGGCCCAUCUCAGCAGUUGAGCAACUUGGUAAGACCUUGUUUUAACAUAACAAUACCUAGGCUGGGGACAUAGCUCAGUGGCACAGCACCUGCCUGGCAAGCACAAGGUCCUAAGUUUGAUUCCCAGUACCAAUAAAUAAAUUAAAUAAUUAAGAUGUAAACAUAUUAAUAAAUAAAAACAACCACCAAAAAGCUGGGGAUAUAGCUCAGCACGGGAGUCCCAGAUUCAAUCUUCGGUGCUACGAAGAAAGAAAGAGAAAAAGAAAAAAAGCAAAUAACAUAUGAUUCCACUUAUACCAUAUUUGUUGAUUCAACCAACCAGGAAUAAAAACUAUUCAGAAAAGCAGUUGUAUCUGUGCUGGACAUACACAGAUCCUUUUCUUGUCAUUAUUCCUAAGUAAUGACAAUUUACAUAACACUGACAUUCUAUUACAUAUCAUAAGUAACCUGAGAUGAUGUAACCUGUAUACAGGUGGGUUCUGUGCUGUUUUAUACACGGGACUGGAGCAUCCCUGGAUGUUGGUACCCAUGGUGCAUCCAGGAACUCAUCCCCCACGGAUACUGACUGAGCAACUUUUGUACCUAGAACGGUCAAGUUGCUAGAAACAGGAAAUGGAAUGGUGGCUAGGCACUUGAGAGACAGAAGGAUGAAGUGUUUAAUAGAUGCAGAGUUUCUGUUUUACAACGAGUUCUAGAGACUGAUGGUGGCGAUGGUUGCACAACUGUGAAUCUGUGUAUGCUGAGAGCUUGAAAAUGAUUGGAAUGGUAGCUCAGACACUGUGUCUUUUUCUGCCAUGAAAAUUUUUUGAAAUGAUGAAGUACAUAGGAAAAAAGAAAACAGGAAAUGAAGUGAUAAAUAUAGGAGACAGACAACAGAGAUGCUUCAUCAGUGUGAAUUCAAAAAUUGAAUCAGUAAAAUAAAAUCAAACCAAAAAUUUAAGCCAUUUUACAGUAAAAAAUGUAACUUGAAAAUAAGUAUUUUUCUCUCCUUUCCUGGUCCCAGUAUUUUUUUGCAGGGGCCAACAGGCUACUGACAUGUGGAAACUAUACAGUUUUCACUGGUUACCUAAUAUGUACCAACUGGAAUAUUAUACAGCCACCAACAGUUUAUGUUUUCAAAAUUUAGGUAACAAUAGAGGAUUCAUCUAUUGAAAUGCUUGGAUAUAUAAGCAAAAUAGAAUGUUGUUGUUACCAGCCUUAUUGAGAUAUAAUUCAUACUGAAGAGUAUAAUUCUGUUGCUUGUAAUGUAGUCAAAGUUGUAGAACAGUCAUCACCAUCAAUUUUAGAUUCCCACCCCCGCCAAAGAAAUCCUUUACCCUUUAGCUAUCACCUGGCUCUUCACUUCCCCACUCCAGCCCCUGGCAUCACUAAUCUACUCGGUCCUCUUAGCUCUUUUGGACAUUUCCUAUAAAUGAUAUCAAGGAACAUACUUUGAGCCUGGCUUCUUUCAUAUCAUAACAUUUUCAAAGUGUGGUGGACUUGGGGCUGGGGAUUUAGCUCAGCGGCAUAAGUGCCUGCCUUGCAAGCAGGCAGUCGUGAGUUCGAUCCCCGGUACCAAUAAAAAGGAAAAAGACAAAAAAAAAAGUGUGGUGGACUGGUAAGUGGUGGUCAGUUUAAACCCCAGCUGAACUGAGUCAGCGUGGUGCUGAGCAUGGAUGGCCCGCCUGAGUGCGGACAGUUGCCAGCAUUAAUAGAGACCAGGAGAGGAAGAGGAGCGUUGGUUCUCCUGAAUGGUGGUGGUGGUGUUUGGAGCUGGUGGUUUUCCAGGAGAAGCUUGCCACACUGGCUUCCUGAUACAAACUCUGCUGUUUUCAUCAUCAGAGGAGCCUGGGAGCUCAUCGUCACUGAGGAUGGCUGUGGCAGUUUUCGGGGGAGCCCUGGUCCUUAUUUGGAGCAUCGCUUCUUGGAUCCAGCAAAGAACCCUCAACCUGCUGGAUCCUUCGUCCUGCUGGCACAGACUUCCUAGCUUCCACUGCCGCCACCUUGGGGCUUUCCCAGUGCAGAUCCAUGUCUAUUCCACGCUCUGCAAAAGCCCCAUGUUAUUUCUCAAUGGCCAACACAUUAAACUUAAUUCAGUCCUAA
This is a messenger RNA of Cavia porcellus (domestic guinea pig), 9282 nucleotides long. RefSeq lists its product as uncharacterized. Bases 290 to 1747 code for a protein of 485 amino acids. The record is from RefSeq and is a predicted model, not a curated record. Gene Ontology annotation, biological process: virion assembly. Lineage: Eukaryota; Metazoa; Chordata; Mammalia; Rodentia; Caviidae. Gene Ontology annotation, molecular function: nucleic acid binding; zinc ion binding. The transcript is spliced from 3 exons.